AACACGGUCAACGUCACGUUCGCCCAUCAGUCGCUACGAGUACAUUGUCACCGCAGGAGGAGAGUACAGUACAGGGCAAAGGAGAAGGCGAAGGCAGACGCGGAAGCUCGGUCUUCAAGGCCAAAGCAAAAGCAUCACGAUGACCCUGCAAGAAGCGACGACCGUGUCCGCGUCCGUGCCCCUCGGGGCUGAGUCCGCGAAACUGCCAGCAGCAGCUCCAUUAGCGAGCAGUUCGGCUCGUACCUCGUCGCCCUCGGCCCCCGCCCUGCUGCAGCACCUUCUCCACUCGCUACGUACCUCGGCGCCCGUGCUGCAUCUGGGACAGUCGGGCCGCGUCAAGCUGCAUGUCCUCUUCGGUGCGCCGCGGCCUGCGCGCGAGCUCUACGCGCUCGCGCACGUACAUCCCCUCCGACCUGACGGCAAGAACGGUUGGCUGGAGGCCAAUGUGACUGAGGCGUGGUGUGAAAAAGUCUUUCUCUCUGCCAGCUGGGAGGAGGGGGACGAGAAGGUGGGAGAAGGAGGCUCUCGCCUCAUCUACGCCCUUGAGUGUUUCCUUUACACGCUCCCCAACCACCGCUCCGCUGUGCUGUACGUGUCCAAACUGGACACGACAGGCUACGCACCUCCUGGCAUAAUUGACCCGGUAUUCAAGGAUGCACGUCCGUUCAUCUCCGCCGUGCUCGCUAAGAGGCAACAGGACUCCGCGCAAGGGCGGGCAACACCAACACCUGUGCCAACGACACUGGUCAAGCUCCUCACCCACUCCUUCUUGAGUUAUUUCACCUCUUUUGCUCACUGGCGUCUUCCUGUCUCCCAUCCAUCGCCCUCCUUCUCCCGGGAACAAGGUGAAUUCGCUAUCGACCACCUGAGCCUGCACAUUCUUGCGCGCGCACAAGCCGCCUACUUAUUCCCCAGCAGUCCGGACAAUACCCGCAAGCACGUUCUGAGCGAUGCAGCACUCAUCAAGUGGUGGCGGUCCGUCGUCAGCGAUGUCGUCGCAAAUGCACAGCUGCCGGCGCCGGCGGAGCACAGCGAUGGAGAGCCGGAAAAAUCAUCAUCGGAUGUGAACGUGGCAGGCACCGCGACCCGCGUAGAUACGUUCUACCUCAUUCCAGGCUACAGCGCCGUCGAAUCUACCGACCUCAUUCCUCUUCCCCCCAAAGCUUCCGCGGCUACGUCUGUCGCCACCGCUCUCCAACGAGCGAAGUGGAACUACGGCCACCCCUAUUCGCGCGCCUACGCAACGGCGGAUAACCCAGCAGGCUACCCUCUACCGCUGCAUCACGCUGGCGUGCCACCUGCGCACGUACCCAUUGGGAGCCUACGCAGCAGCUCGACCAUUGCAUCGCUCAGAGCGCUAUCUCCCGCUGCAUCGCAAGGCCUAGUUGGAGUACCAGCAAGUGCAAAGAGGCAACAUUCAAUUGCGACACUCAUCCCGCGCUUCGAGGACGAUCCGAAGGGGCGCUUCAUUGACGAAAUCGUGCGAGAUGCACACGAGCACGCCGGCUUCGUCAGCGGUGAUGUGCGAGCGCUGUUACAGAAGCUGGAUGCUGCGGCGCGAGACGCAGACCGAAGUAAGAGAAUAGCAACGGGUGCGGAGGAGGAGGCAGCAGCUAGUCGGCCUCAGAGGCGACGCAAGCUCGAGGCUGGCGGAGAAGAGACCGAGUCGGCGGGAGACGACAGCGGCAUCUCUGUCUCAGACUUUGCUGCUGUUCCUGCUGCACCGCCUGACGCUGCAGCAUUGACAAGUAACAACAGGAGAGACAUCAACAGUGCAGCCUCAGCGCUCCCGCCCGAGCAACGUUUCGCGCUGACGGAACGCGCCGCGCUCGACGCCAUCUCUGUAGAUGAGUUCUGGGAGCGCAUGGGCUACCGGCAAGAAUGCUGCUCUGGCAACGCGGUAGGAGUCUUCGUCGCUCUCUUCACGCGUGGGGAGCCGCCUUCAGCUGCCACAAAGGUCAAUGGACACAGACCCGUGCAUGAGAAGAAUAUGGAGGAGGGCAUUGCUGGGAAGGAAAGGCAAGAACGCAGCAUGCAGACACCGCUCACAGGAUGGCGCGGCACGCUUGGCUCUGUUCCCGAGGCGCUGCUCUCCGAGCUGAUUCUGAAGAUGCUCCUUCUGGACAAGAACAACUGGGGCAAGUCGGCCGAUGCGAUCGAGCUUACGCGCAAGUGGGACCAAGCCGUCAGCAGGCUGCUCAAGCGCAAAGGUGAAGGGUUGCUGCAAGCUGCUGCGGCAGCCGCUACAGUUGGGGAGUCAACUGCUAGCGAUUCGCAUGCACAGCAGCAGAAGAUCGGCAAAGGUAUCAUCUGGGACGAGGUCCAGCUCAUUUCCGUCUCGCAAGACGUGCUGGAGCAUGCAAAAGCACUGCAUGAAGCGGCCAAGGGAGCGCAGCAAGCGUCAGGCAUAGUAGGAGCUGGAGGCGCACCAGUCAACAAGAUCAACACGCUUUCAAUCAAGCGUAAGAAGAAAGCCUGAGCUGGGUUAUCUCUUCAUAAUUUGCUGCUUUGCAAUGUACUGCAGGUUUCUCGAAC
Tilletiaria anomala UBC 951 is the source of this 2535-nucleotide messenger RNA. RefSeq lists its product as uncharacterized. NCBI's taxonomy places the organism in Eukaryota, Fungi, Basidiomycota, Exobasidiomycetes, Georgefischeriales, Tilletiariaceae. Gene Ontology annotation, cellular component: nucleus. The transcript has a single exon. The record is from RefSeq and is a predicted model, not a curated record. Bases 140 to 2479 code for a protein of 779 amino acids. Gene Ontology annotation, biological process: DNA damage response. Gene Ontology annotation, molecular function: histone H3K56 acetyltransferase activity.